This is a messenger RNA of Chondrus crispus (carragheen), 3827 nucleotides long. RefSeq names its product WD40-repeat containing protein. The transcript is spliced from 2 exons. Gene Ontology annotation, biological process: signal transduction. Gene Ontology annotation, molecular function: protein binding; ADP binding. Bases 1 to 3660 code for a protein of 1219 amino acids. Lineage: Eukaryota; Rhodophyta; Florideophyceae; Gigartinales; Gigartinaceae. The record is from RefSeq and is a predicted model, not a curated record.
AUGCACUCUACCGAUGUGUUCAUAAGCCAUGCUGGCCCGGACAAGCUACACAUCGCACGUCCCCUUUUCGAGAAAUUGCAAGCUCAUGGUUUAAAUUGCUUCCUCGACAAAAUCUCGAUGGAGCCCGGGGACUGCGGAGGGGAUGAAAUGACGAAGGCUAUGGAGUCUGCGAAGGUCGGUGUUUUCAUACUUUCUCCCGAGUUUGCGGCUCGAAAGUGGACGAUGAGGGAACUGCGUUGCUUCCUACGCCGACGGAAUGAGGCGAUAGGGAGUGGGAUGCGACCACCGACACUGAUUCCGGUGUUUUACAGACUAAGUAUUCGUGAAUGCAGAGAGUUGGAUCCAAAUGAUGAUGAAAGAAAGAAUAUGUUUGAAGUUGAGAAGUUUUUUAGCGACGAACGACAGCGCGAAGCGAGCACGGAUAUGGUGAAGAGGGAGCUACAAGAGCUGGCAGGUAUCACUGGGAUUGAAAAUGACGAAAGGGCAACAAACCUGCCGGGAGAUGCAUUCGGCCAUCUUGCAAGGGCAAAUCUUGUUGAGCGAGUGUUUCUGUGGGUGAAAAAGAAAAGUGAGGAGGACUCAAGUGAUGAAGUGAGAGAAGUUUUGAAUGCAAGUGGAUGUACGCAUGAUGUGUUCAGGCCCUGUAUACUCGCAGAGCACAAUCCCGAAGAAAUAUAUUUGCAACUGAAUUCUCGGGGGAUCGAUGGAUCACCGAAUACGUGUGAGGCGCGGCUAAAGGAGGCCGUGCUAAGUACCGAUAGGAAUACAAGUAUAGGAGCGACGGCAACGGGGAAGGGCGGAGUCGGGAAGACAUGCGCUCUUCGAGCGAUUGCGCACGACGAUGACAUCAAGGCUCAGUUUUCAGGCGGAGUGUACUUCAUGUCUUUGGGGAAAGACGCCAACGUAGGGCGGCUGAUUGAGCAACUGUGUAUGGCCGCAAAGGCGUCUGGUGGCAAGCAGGUGGCUGCAGAAAUGCGAGAGCAAAGCGAGUUGAGCAGGGUACUGACAGAGAUGCGAGCAUGGUUCAACACACGUGUAUGCCUGUUCAUUAUUGAUGAUGUGUGGGCCGUGAAUGGUAUAGAUGCGUGUAUUCUUCAGAAGUUGUCCACUCUCGCUGCCGCCACAGGAGACAUCCGAGAGAGGAGCAGACUUCUGUACUCCACGAGGGACCCAGAGCUGAAACAGGUCGGUAAGCGAGUGACUUUCGAGCCGAGGGAAAGGGAAGGGAGCGAUUCAGUUCACAUGCUCAUGCUCGCGAGCGGGGCGAACCCGGAGGAAGCGAAUGAUCCGAGAUGCAAAGAGGCUGUGAGGGAAAUAUUGAAAUUGUGUGCUGGUUUGCCGCUGGCUCUGAACGUAGCCGGGACGGGUGUCAGGUACAUGAGAGAUAGAUGGGAGGGAGAAAAGUCACAAGCGUGGGAGGCAUACCUUUCGAAGAUGAAGAGCCGCAACACGAUUCGUAGUGAGAGUCCAGGGGAUGGGUAUUUGUUGUCGUUAGACGCGACAUUACAUGCGUCACUAGAGAUUGUGGAGUCCGGCAUGGGGAGCGAUGCGGAGAGGUUAGGUCAGUUUUCGUUUCGAAAGAUACAUCGGAGUCUGUGUGUUAUGAAGAAGCAAGACGGGAUGCCUUUGUCGUUGGUAAGAGAGUUGUGGGAGAUGGACUACGAAUCGGCUGAAAAGUACGCGAUUCAGAUGGAAAGGGUUGGAUUAGUAGACCUUCAUUACGACAAGGAUUGUGGGUGGGUACGGAUGCAUGAUCUGACGCACGAUUUUGCGGUGCAGGAGGCGCAGAAGGAAGAAAGUGUAACGGUUUGGUAUAAGAAGUUGGCAGAUGUAUGCAAGCAGGGAAGAGGACUGCUUGCUAUAACUGAGAGCGAGGGCAGAGAGAGCAAGGAUGCAAGAGAGAAGUAUGUUUUCGAGAAUAUAUAUCGCGUUCUGAAACAGGGCGGGUGUGUGGAGGAGCUGAAGAAUCUAUUUUUGAGAGCGCGAUGGGUGAAGGCAGUGAUACAGAGAGGAAGUGUGUGGCAAUACGAGGAAGCUGUAAAGGAUCUCAAUAGCGUUUUGAGGAACACGGGAGGAAGCGAGAGCCUUUUAAGGGAUACGGGAGAAGAAGAUUCGGUGUAUGCGAUGGAAUUGAUGAUGAGAGCUGCACGACUGAGUGUACCUUUUUGUGGUGAAAGCAGUGCAGGGAUUUACUUUCAACUGUACGGAAGAAUCAAGCACAGGGCAUCAGAAUUAGGUAGCGUGCAAAGGAUACUCGAGGAAAUCGAGGAACACACGCCACGACCAUGGCUGCAGCCUGUGAGUGAAUGUGUAGGGCGAGCGGGAGGAAGUUUGGUGGAGCAUAUUGUGCUUCCGAAUACUCCGAUUACCGUUUACGAAGUCGGCAUGGACUCAACGGGUGGCGUGUAUGGACUCUAUUCGAACCCGGGCGGUACCAGGAUCACAGCUUUCGCACAGUCUCCAGACAAGGAAAUGAAGAUGACUAAAUUAGACAACGAUUUUGGAACGGGGAGCCGAGAAUUAACGUGCGGUUGUGUCAGUAUGAGCAAACGCUAUGCAGUUAUCGGAUAUAGUGAUGGGACACUACAGUUCUGGAGUGUAUCGGAAAAGAAGGUGUUGUGGAGUGUCUGCGGUCAUGAGUCGCAAGUGCGUAGCGUUGCGAUGAGUGAUGAUGGAAAACGUGCAGUAUCUGGAUCGGAAGACGGGAGCGUACGAGUUUGGGACGUGGACACGGGACUGCAAAUCGGCGACGCAUUAACUGCACACACGGAGGCGGUGUCUAGCGUUGGGAUGAGUGGUGAUGGAAAACGUGCAGUAUCUGGAUCGGAAGACGAGAGCGUACGAGUUUGGGACGUGGACACAGGACUGCAAAUCGGGGACGCAUUAACUGGACACACGGAUGGGGUGGAGAGCGUUGGGAUGAGUGGUGAUGGAAAACGUGCAGUAUCUGGAUCCUGGGACGAGAGCGUACGAGUUUGGGACGUGGACACAGGACUGCAAAUCGGCGACGCAUUAACUGGACACACGGGUGUGGUGUCUCACGUUGCGAUGAGUGGUGAUGGAAAACGUGCAGUAUCUGGAUCCCGGGACAGGAGCGUACGAGUUUGGGACGUGGACACAGGACUGCAAAUCGGCGACGCACUAACUGGACAGACGGGUCCGGUGACGAGCGUUGGGAUGAGUGGUGAUGGAAAACGUGCAGUAUCUGGAUCCUUGGACAAGAGCGUACGAGUUUGGGACGUGGACACAGGACUGCAAAUCGGCGACGCACUAACUGGACACACGGGUCUGGUGACGAGCGUUGGGAUGAGUGGUGAUGGAAAACGUGCAGUAUCUGGAUCCUGGGACAAGAGCGUACGCGUUUGGGACGUGGAGAAAGGGAGUACAGUUCAUCUCGGAAAGUUGAAGGACUGGCGAGAUAUCGUGGAGAGAUUUCUGAAUGCAGAAAACUUACGUGCCGUCUCUCGCACUGGACAUAGGCACAAAAGGCUCAAAGUUUUUGAGAGCGGGGGGAAUAUUGUGCAUGAGCGAGAGAAUGGCUCUGAGGCUGUUUUGGCGCAGCUGGAGAUUCCGGUAAAUCGGUGGGAGGUAGACGAUAAUCAUGGGGUCUUUGUUGCAGCGGCCGGCAACCGGGUGGCUAUUAUGAAGCUAGUGGUCUAGGUGUGUAUAGGUCUAGGUGUGUAUACUCUACUUCCCUUGUCCUCUCGGCCAGACACAGACGUUUCUAUUGUACGGUACGUGGUGGCACCUGUGGUGGGGAUAGCCUGUUUGGUUUUUUUACAUGUAAAGUCUUGAGAAUUCCGGUUUAUUGACCGCGUCGUCUGGAA